Molecule: messenger RNA, 3066 nt
Organism: Chilo suppressalis (striped riceborer)
Lineage: Eukaryota; Metazoa; Arthropoda; Insecta; Lepidoptera; Crambidae
Source: the annotation of a GenBank genome assembly
CCUGAGUUGCGCUAACGCUACGAUUUUAUAAAAAGUAUAUAAGCACUUGAGAAGAUCGGCGGUUAUACAGCAUCAUUCAGUUCUUAGUGGAUGAUCGCUUCAGAUGAAGCUUUUUGUCAGUAAGAGUCUGACAACCUUGCAGCCGAUUUAACACCCGCUCCCCCGUCUAGGAGGAAACAAAAAAAAAUGUGGUUUCAUUCGUAUUUAAAAUAAUAAUAAUAUAGAAUUGAUUUUGAGUAUGAGACGCAGUUUGACUUUGAUUUAGGUAAUUUAGUUGACAUACAUAGAGUGAUAUUAAUUGGUUUUUCUAAUUUUCGAUAUAAAAAAAAAAUACUCCUGCUCAAAUUAUAUUGUGGUAAUAAGAGGCAACUACGGAACCCUACACUGCGCGUGGCACGACUGUGAUAUCUUUGAUAUGCAGUGCGGCACCGCAUUCCAUAAUUUUUAUCAGUCUACUACUCAACACCACGUAAGCCUUUAUUGUUACAGUAAUUACGUAUAUAAUCACUAGUUCGCAUCCAGUGAUAGUGUGUGAAUGAAGUGGUUCUUUUAAGAUUUUUGCUGCGAUUUGGAAUAUUUGCAAAAAGAUGGCGCGGGUCUGCGUGAUCGGCGCAGGGGCAGCGGGUUUAUGCGCUGGGCGACACCUGCUGGCGGAUCCCAGCGUGGGCCUCGUGGACAUCCUUGAGCAAACCUCACAGCUGGGUGGCACCUGGGUCUACACCGAGAGUACGGGCUGUAACGACUUUGGCCUGCCGAUACACACCAGCAUGUAUAAAAAUCUGAGAACUAAUCUGCCAAAAGAAAUAAUGGGAUUCCCCGACUUUCCGGUACCUGAGAGUGAGCAGUCCUAUAUACCCGCAAAUGAGAUACUGGCCUUUCUACAGUCGUAUGCCGACAAAUACGACGUCACUUCCCACAUAAAGUUCAACCACUACGUGCAACUGGUUAUCCCCAAGGCGGGAGGCCCUCGGGGGGAACUGUGGGACGUCACUUUCAAGAGCCUGGUCACCGGGGAGCCGGAGACGAGGGAAUACGACUUCGUGUUCGUAUGCAACGGCCAUUACAACAUGCCCUCUAUACCUAGCAUACCAGGUCUCGAAGAGUUUCAAGGUGAGGUCAUACACAGUCAUGACUAUCGAUUACCAGAGAUUUUCGCCGACAAAAGAGUCCUGGUAGUGGGAGCCGGUCCCUCAGGCAUGGACAUCGCUCUUGAGAUCACAGCAGUCACGUCGAAGGUCAUACUCAGUCACCACCACAAAAAGCAGUUCCCGCAGACAAUGUUCCCGGAGCAGAAACCGGAUGUGAUAAAAAUAAAAGAAAAGACUGCGUUCUUCGAAGACGGAAGCGAGGAAGAAGUGGAUGUCAUCUUAUUAUGUACUGGUUACCAGUACAACUUUCCGUUUCUCCAUCAGUCGUCCGGCAUCGUGGUGGAUGAUAACUGUGUGGAGCCGCUAUACAAACAUUUGGUAAACAUACACCACCCCACCAUGUGUUUCAUCGGGAUUCCUAACUAUGUAUGCGCCUUCCCCAUGUUUGAUUUACAGGUGCGAUACUUCGUGCGCUGGAUAAGCGGUGCUUUCAGUCUGCCUACUGAAGCGCAGAUGCAGGCACACUGGGAACAGGAGAAAGCAGAGCGAGUUAUGCGUGGGUACACGCGCCGUCAGGCACAUUUUAUAGGACCCGAUCAGGAAAAAUAUUUUGCGUCGUUGUCAGCUGAAGCCGGAACCAAGACUUUGCCUUCCGUCUUGACCAAGAUCAUGCUAAAAAGCUUGUGCUUUCAGAAUCUUACAAAUCAAUGCACAAACUAUCGCCAAAACAUAUACAAGAUCAUAAACGAUGACACAUAUGAAAUUUUAAGUAACGGGAAACAGUAAGUUUCUCGUUGAACUUAAAAGUGGUACUUGUUUAUUUAUUUUAUUCUUCUUGCACAAAUCUACGAUGGCCGACUUUAUGCCGUAGGCAUUCUCCACCAGUUAAGAGUAACCAUAGAGUGUUGUGAAGAUUUUAGUGGUAGACACUCAUCACCAUAGUCGAUUAUGGGAAUAAUUAAGGUUUCCAAAAGAAUUGCCUUGAUAUAGACCGGCAAAUAAAAAACAGGCGAUAUGGUGUUCCUAUUACUUUUUUGGGGGCGCUACUAACUUGGUCCUGGCAUUUUAAACUGGAGUUGAUAUACAAUCCUAGGUCUUUUACGACAUAGUUGAAGGGAAUGGACUGCCGUCAUUGAUUAUAGCACCAACACUGCCGUUGUUAAUUUUCCUCAUCAGGUGUGUCAAGAAACCUACCUAAUUAAAUGGCUUGGCAUUUUGAAGCAAUAACAGUGAUGCCGAAACUAUCCGACCAUGUUUUAAUAGCGACUAAGUCCCUGCUUAGAGCAUCAAUGGUUUCAUUUAAAUUGUCAAUACUUGUCUCGGUAUAUAUUUGUAUGUCGUCAGCAUAUAGAUGACGCGAACACUGAAGUUUGUGAGUGGUAAAAUGUAUAAUAGUUGAAAAAAGAGGAGGAGAAAGAAUACCGCCUUGGAGACCACCAGUUUCCAGAUUGCGCCAGGUUGAGGAAGAUUCCCCAGAUAGGCCCAUCUGCUGGUGGCGGCGGCGAAGAUAAGAUGAAAACCAAGACAACAAUUCGUCAGAGACCAUAAGAUGGGACAGUAUAGAAAGGAGAAUAUCGUGACUUACAGUAUUAAAAGCAUUGGAAAAUCGAUAAGUACUAAACAUGUCACUUUUCGGUUCCCUAUUCCCGCCCUAACAUCGCCAGUCACCUUUAUAAGUGCUUUAACAGUGCUAUGCCCUGAUCUGUGGCGUUGCCACACCAUAGGGUGUCACACAGUUACAUUAUUUUGACUCCUAUCGAUCAUAUCUUGAUCUUCAGCUGAUUUCUCGAGAUUUUGUUGUAGAUUUGGUUUGGGUGUCAAUGUAAAAUAAAUUGAUGAAUUAAUAAGUAUUUUAGCUAUAUAUUUUCUUCACUUUUAUUUGCACAUUCUGCUUGCAAUUUCCUUGCCCGGGAAGCACAGAAAAUAGGAAUAAAAUAUAACGUGGACUGGAUAACCCACCAAAAGUAAUAAUAAGCAG